Messenger RNA from Gossypium arboreum, 2748 nucleotides. RefSeq lists its product as uncharacterized. NCBI's taxonomy places the organism in Eukaryota, Viridiplantae, Streptophyta, Magnoliopsida, Malvales, Malvaceae. The transcript is spliced from 3 exons. The coding region runs from base 744 to 2042 and encodes 432 amino acids. The record is from RefSeq and is a predicted model, not a curated record.
UUACAGCUGUAUUCACGUCCUCUCUUUCCUCAAAAAUUCCUUUUUAUAAUACAUUUAUUUUACUAAUAAUUUAUUUUCUUUUCAUUUAUUUAAAUAAAAAAUCUAUUUAAAAAUGAUUUACAAAGAAACGUUCGCCGUUUAUUUCGAGAAAAUUAUUGAAAAAAAAUCCUUUUGGGUACAAUUACAAUAUUUAGUUACUAUACAUAUAAAUUAGAGAAAAGAACAAAAAAAAAUCUGAAAAAUGUAAGAGAAAGACAGACAGAGAUUUUAUGAAAUGGAAGAAAAACAAUAAAAUGAAAAAAAAACAAUGGAAAAGCGAGCUUCUUAAUCCUCGUGAUCUGCGAAAGACUCUUACGUGAAAACCCAGAUUUGCCUUUAAAGCCUUUUGAUUUUGUUCCUUAUUAUUAUUCAUUGUUCUUUAACUCACAAUCAUUGUUGGACAUUAUAUAAAAAGCUUGGCUUUUUAUGUGGGGAAGGAGAAAAAGAGAAUUCAUCUUGGGGGAUAAAAGCUGAAAAAGGGAAGGAUUUUUAAUGUUUUUGUUUCUGGGAAAUUUGUUUCCUUCAACUUCUGUAUGAAGAAAAAGCUUCAUUCAAAGAUCGCCUAGCAAGCAAUAAUCUUUGUUACAGCAUGCUUCUGAGUUUGUUUUGGGCAUCUAAUCUUCACUUGCCUGAUGAAAUGACAGGUUCAUUGAGUUGUCGGAGCUUAAAGCUUUUUAUACGAUGGGGAAAUAUUUGUGACAAUAAUGGAUCCUCAGGCUUUCAUUAGGUUGUCAAUAGGCUCACUAGGUCUGAGGAUUCCAGGUCCAGCCCUGAAAUCUUCAAAAGCUGGAAUUCAUGCAUUCUCUGCCCCAUGUUCAUGUGAGAUACGGCUCCGAGGUUUCCCUGUCCAAACAACAACAAUUCCUUUAGUGUCCUCCUCCGAAGUUACACCUGACGUUCACAGUAUUGCCUCUAGCUUUUAUUUAGAAGAGUCUGAUUUGAAGGCUUUGCUAACACCUGGCUGUUUCUAUAACCACCGUGCUUAUUUGGAGAUCACUGUCUUCAUGGGGAGAAAGGGGACGCAUUUUGGUGUCGGAGUCAAGAGACAGCAGAUUGGGACAUUCAAGUUGGCGGUGGGUCCUGAAUGGGGUGAAGGGAAGCCAGUUAUUCUUUUCAAUGGAUGGAUCGGGAUUGGUAAAAACAAGCAUGAAAAUGGAAAACCAGUAGCAGAACUUCAUUUGAGAGUACAACUAGAUCCUGAUCCAAGAUAUGUAUUCCAGUUUGAAGAUGUGACGAUGCUAAGUCCUCAGAUUGUACAGCUUCAAGGUUCUGUAAAACAACCGAUUUUCAGUUGCAAAUUCAGUCGAGACAGGGCAUCACAGGUUGACCUAUUAAACGCUUACUGGCCAGGUUCUGCUGACAAUUUAGACAUAGAGACCAGUAGAAGAGAGAGGAAAGGAUGGAAGGUGAAGAUACAUGAUCUGUCCGGCUCGGCUGUUGCAGCAGCCUUCAUAACCACUCCCUUUGUGCCCUCAACAGGUUGUGAUUGGGUUGCCAAGUCCAACCCGGGAGCUUGGUUGAUUCUACGUCCUGAUGUUGUCAGGCCAGAGAGCUGGCUACCUUGGGGAAAACUUGAGGCAUGGCGUGAGCGUGGCAUCAGAGACGCCGUAUGCUGCCGAUUUCACCUCUUGUCCGAAGCUCAGGAUGGAGCAGAGGUUCUCAUGUCUGAGAUACGUAUUAGUGCUGAAAAGGGUGGGGAAUUUUUUAUCGACACCGAUAGAUUAAUGCGGCAGGCACCAACUCCAAUACCAAGUCCACAAAGCAGUGGAGACUUUUCAGCACUAAGUCCGAUCUCUGGUGGCUUUGUAAUGAGCUGCAGAGUCCAAGGGGAAAGUAAGAACAGCAAGCCAUUAGUGCAACUGGCCAUGCGACACGUGACAUGCAUAGAAGAUGCUGCCAUCUUCAUGGCCCUCGCAGCAGCUGUUGACUUAAGCAUCGAGGCAUGCAAGCCUUUCCGAAGAAAGUUUAGGAGAGGCUCCCGAGGCUCUCGCCAUUCUUUAUGAAAAAAAGAACAAAGAACUAAGGUGAUUUGUUUCCAUGAACAAAGUAUAGCUCUAUAUUUGCUUUCAUUUCUGUAUAAUUUGGCAUUGUGUAUAGGAUAUUUUGGUUUAGGUUUGUUCAAAAUAUUGUUUAUGGUGUCAGUACAGCUAUAAAUGACACCUAUCUAAUCUAUCCAGUCUUCAAGCUGUGGACUUUGUACAAGCUGCUGAGCUUUUUCCAUUUUUGGUCUAAGGAACUCCCGGAAUCCAGUAGUCACAUUGGGUUCCAAUUAUUCAACUUUCAAAGGUUAUCUUGUUUAAGAAGCAUUGAGCUUUGCUGACUUCUAAAGGGUCAGAAGAUGCUCAUACAUAAGCUCUGCAAGUUGCCUAGUUUUGCAUAUAAACUCAUAAAAACAAGCAUGGAUUCCCAUUUUCUUCCACAAAUAAGUGAAAAAACCAGAUAUUAAGUACUCAAGAAAACAACAUUGGUAUUUGCAGAAUCAGUUUCAGAUAACAGGCAAGAUUCCAAGUUCCAAAAGACAUCUUACCUGGUUGUAGCUAGAAAUAGAAACAUACGAACUUAUAACCAUCUAUGUCAAUUUUUUUUAUGGUAACUACAGCCACUUAAAAGAAGCUGUCACUAAGCCUCUGUUGUUUGAAACAACUUUUCAACUUCGGUGAUGGUGCUGCGAGCAUCUUCGAAUUCAGGGCCUUCCUUCUCAUUCGCUUC